Messenger RNA from Cydia splendana, 2575 nucleotides. RefSeq lists its product as uncharacterized. NCBI's taxonomy places the organism in Eukaryota, Metazoa, Arthropoda, Insecta, Lepidoptera, Tortricidae. The record is from RefSeq and is a predicted model, not a curated record. Gene Ontology annotation, molecular function: nucleic acid binding; zinc ion binding. The transcript has a single exon. The coding region runs from base 56 to 1900 and encodes 614 amino acids.
GACGAACGGACGUUUACCGCGUGUGUGUGAUUAUAAUUUAAUCUGUUUUUAAAUCAUGUCAAAUAUCCUCGGAAGUUUAACCGCGUUUGACCACAAUUCCCAGGAAUGGGAGAUUUUUAAAAGCAGAUUAGUGCAAUAUGUUAAGUUAAAUAAGGUGACCGAGGACAAUAAGUGUGCUUUGCUUUUAACUCAUUUAAGUGACGAGACAUACCGACUGGUAAGGAACUUAGUGCAUCCGAAGAAGGUCGAGGAUUCUAAGUUCGAGGAGCUAGUAGCUGCGUUAGAUAAACAAUUAGCGCCAAAACGUUGUAUUUUCGUCGAACGGGCGAAAUUUUACGAGGCGACGCGUGACGUUGCAGAAAACAUCGAACAAUGGGCGGCUCGAAUAAGUGAACUUGCUGUACGCUGCGAGUUUGGAGCCCCCUUGGAUGAGCUGCUUAGGGACAGAUUCGUGCUGGGGCUGAGCGUAGGCCCAGAGCGCGACCGGCUGUUCGAGCAGGAUGCUGCCACGUUGACGUUCGCGAAGGCCGUGGAAGUGGCCCAGAAGGCUGCGUAUGCUAGAAGCGCACGUACUACGUCUGUUCCUGCUGCCGUCGUGCAAGUGAAGCAGGAGCCGAUGUACCGGGUUGGUACUAGUCGCCCUGGUACCGGGGGGUCCUCCGACUCUCGACGCUGCUCCGUGUGCGGGCUUAAGAGCCACGACGCAAGUAAAUGUAAAUACAAGAACUACCGCUGCCAGGUGUGUGGACAAAAAGGGCACUUAAAAAAGGUGUGCAGCGCUGAGAAGGCGAAACAGUGUCGUGUUAACUGCAUUCAAGCUGACCUUGAUGGAUCAGCUGAGGUCUCUCAGAGUGCUGAAGGUUGCAAGGAGUGCGAGCUAUUUAAUUUAAGGUACGUUAAUAAUGCACCAAUAUUAUUGGAAGUGGACCUUAACGGUAAAAACUUAACAAUGGAACUUGAUUGUGGUUCAGGGCCGAGUGUGAUAAGUGAUAAAUUAUAUUAUAAAACCUUUUCGGACUGUAAAUUAAAAAAAUGCGAUAUGAGAAUGUGUUUCUACAAUGGUCAUCAAGUCGCGCCAUUAGGCUAUUUCACUACAAAAAUAACAUAUUUAAAAAAAACACAUGACAUCGAUAUUUAUGUAAUGGAGGAUGGUAGUCGGUUAGGUCUAUUGGGCCGUGACUUUAUGACCAAGUUUAACAUGUAUUUUGCUAUUGAUGAACAAAAAAUUAAUUUUGUUAGUUCGGAAUCGUUUCGAAGUGAGCUACCGCGGUUGCUGAGCGAAUAUUCGAGCCUUUUUAAUGAAGACUUAGGAAAAUUUAACAAAUUUCAAGUAGAAUUAAAAUUAAAAGAUAAUGUUACACCUAAAUUCUUUAAACCUCGUACAGUUCCUUUUGCUAUUAAAAAUAGGGUAGAGGAAGAAAUUGAUAGGCUUGUUGGUUUAGGUAUAUUGGUACCCGUAAAUUUUUCUAAAUAUGCGACACCUAUAGUGCCCGUUUUGAAGGACAACGGUAAAAUUAAGAUAGCGGGUGAUUUUUCCGUAACGCUCAAUAAAGAUAUGAUAAUAGAUAGGUACCCUAUGCCCCGCAUCGAAGAGGUGUUUGCGCGGCUCGGUGGCGGUAAUCGUUAUACGAAACUCGACCUUAGUAACGCAUAUAAUCAAUUCGUUUUAUCAGACGACUCACAAGAGCUCACUACUAUAAAUACAUCAAAAGGGUUAUAUAAGUAUACGAGGCUCGUAUAUGGACUAGCUAACGCGCCGGCUAUUUUCCAGCGCACAAUGGAGACACUCCUAGUAGGUAUAGAAGGAGUCAGCUGUUGGCUCGAUGACGUAUGCGUAACAGGACCUACUGAUGAAUUACAUUUAUCGCGAUUACGGGAGGUUUUAAAAAGGUUUUUAUGACUCGGGGUUACGAUUGCAAAAAAGUAAAUGUGACUUUUUUAAAAAUAGUGUAACAUAUCUCGGUUUUGUAAUAGAUAAAAAUGGUCUACGUGCAUGCCCCAAGAAAACCGAGGCUAUUUUAAAUGCCCCUAAACCGGCAAAUAUUUUAGACGUCCAGCGAUUUUUAGGUAUGGUCAAUUAUUACCGCGGUUUCGUACCUAACGCGUCAGGCAUGUUGAGCCCUCUCCACGAAUUAUUGCGCAACGGGGCUAAAUGGGAGUGGGGUUCCCGACAGCAAGAGGCUUUUGAAAGCGUAAAAAAAGAAUUGUGUUCUGAUCGGGUACUGGGUCAUUUUGACCCCGCGGCACAGCUAGUGUUAUCGGUAGAUGCUGGGCCUGGUCUUGGCGCCGUGCUGAGUCAGCGUGAUCCCCAAACGGGAGCGGAACGUCCACUUGCUUUUGCCUCGCGAUCGUUAACGGCUAGUGAGCGAAAUUACAGCCAAAUUCAGAAGGAAGCUACUGCCUUAAUAUUUGGAGUAAAGCGCUUCCACCAGUAUUUAUAUGGUAGACAGGAGCCAUUUAUUUUAAAAACGGACCAUCGACCUUUAUUAUCAAUUUUUGGUAAAAAGGUUGGGAUAUCCGUAAUGGCGGCGUCUCGACUUCAGCGUUACGCGAUUAUACUGUCGGCCUAUAAUUA